AUGUCUGCUGCAGCCACCGCCACCAUCCUUGGCUCUCCCAGCUUGGCGUUGCCCGCCAAAGCCAGUAUCGACAUUUCGGCCCUCCUCCCUCCAGGCUUUCCUGCUCACCUCGAGAGUGGGCUGUCAUGGACUGGAUCCGACUUCAGCGAAUCGUCUGACCACAUUUUGGUUCUGACUGACACGCACCAUGCUGAGAUCAAGUCUGCUCUCGAGAACUUCAAACGAAAGUGCCUCGAUCAGGACGGAGACCUCGUGGAGCCAGCCAACUUCCCGCUCCCGACCCUUGGCCCGAAGCUCAAGGAGCUCAGCCGCGAUGUUCACGACGGUAGGGGCUUUUGCCUCGUCCGAGGCAUUGACCCUUCCUCCUACUGUGUCGAGGACUUGACGCUGGUCUACUUGGGCAUUCAGUCCUACAUAGCCGAACAGCGUGGCCGCCAGGACAAGCGUGGAAACAUGCUCGUCCAUAUCGUGGCGGAUAAUAGCACCCGGCAGGCCGCCGAGCAUCACCGCCACUCCACGAAAGCAAUUACCUUCCACAACGAGGAGUCCGGCGAUGUCAUCAGCUGGCUGACACGCAGCACUGCCGCGGCCGGCGGCAAGUGCAUCAUCGCUUCUGCGUACACUGUCUACAACGUUCUAGCGAGCACCCGGCCCGAUGUCAUCCGGACUCUGGCCCGGUCCGAUUGGCCUUUUGCCAUGCCGCGGUUCCAGUGCCGCCCAAUCAUCUUCUACCAGGAGGAGAGACUCAUCAUGAACUUCGGCCGCGCCGCCCUCCUGGGAAGCGAGGCUCACCCCCGAGCUCCAUACCUCCCUUCCCUGACGGCCCGCCAGGUAGAGGCAUUAGACGCCAUCGAGGCCAUUGCUCAAGCCACUCAAUUGGAGAUUCAGACGCAAGCAGGGGACAUGCAUUUCAUCAACAACCUGGCCAUACUGCACCGCCGGGAAGGGUUUGUCAACGGAGAGGCCCCGACCGAGAAACGUCACUUGGUCCGCAUGCGCCUCCGCAGCGCCGAGCAAGGGUGGUCUAUCCCGCCAGAGCUCAAGGCGGACUGGGACGACGCUUUCAAAGGCACCGCAGCCAAGCACUGGCACGUUGAACCGAUGCCCCUUUACUUCUUCCCAAUGCGACUGCAGCCCAACUGA
Thermothielavioides terrestris NRRL 8126 is the source of this 1143-nucleotide messenger RNA. RefSeq lists its product as uncharacterized. The transcript has 5 exons. NCBI's taxonomy places the organism in Eukaryota, Fungi, Ascomycota, Sordariomycetes, Sordariales, Chaetomiaceae. The record is from RefSeq and is a predicted model, not a curated record. The coding region runs from base 1 to 1143 and encodes 380 amino acids. Gene Ontology annotation, molecular function: oxidoreductase activity.